AUGGCCGAAGCUAUUGCUUUCGACAUCAUCACAGGGCUCAUUACUAAGUUGGGCUCCCGCGCUCUCUCUCAAAUAGGACUGUGGUGGAAUUUCAAAGACGACCUCGAUGACCUCAAACGCACCGUCAUCAGAAUCCAGGCUGUGCUUCUUGACGCGGAAGAGCGUUCAGUGACCAGCAAUCUUGUCAAAGUUUGGCUUGAUGAGCUGAAAGAUGCACUGUAUGAUGCGGAAGACUUGCUGGAUGAUGUCCAUACUGAAGUCUUGCGGAGGGAUCUGAUGAGUGGGAACAAGCUGACCAAAGAGGUACGUCUUUUCUUCUCAAGAUCAAACCAGUUUGCUUAUGGUCGCAAAAUGGCUAGUAAAAUCAAGGCCAUUAAGGCCAGAUUUGCUUCCAUUCAAAGUCAGACCAGUGAGUUAAAGCUGGUAGAGCGUGACCUUCCUGUGGAAACUCCUUUCAUGGCCAAAAGGAGGCAGCAGACACACUCUUUUGUGCGUAAAGAUGAGAUAAUAGGGAGGGACCAUGAUAAAGCAGCUCUUCUAAAACUCUUGCUAGACAGAGAGUUUCAAAGUGAAGAGAAUGUUAUUAUGGUCACAAUUGUGGGGAUGGGAGGCUUGGGGAAGACUGCGUUGGCUCAGUUUGUCUAUAGUCAUGACGAGGUUAAAGAUCAUUUUGAGUUGAUGAUGUGGGUAUGUGUGUCUGAUGUUUUUGACGUGAAAACAAUAGUAGCAAACAUUAUCAAAUCUGUGACUAACCAAGCACCCGAUCAAAAUCUCGAGAUGGAUCAAUUGCAAAAGCAACUUCGAAAUAAAAUUGAUGGGAAAAAAUACUUACUUGUUUUGGAUGAUGUUUGGGAGGAGAAUGGAGAAAAAUGGUUUAGCUUAAAGAAGUUACUGAUGGGUGGGGCUAUAGGAAGUAGGAUAAUCGUAACUACUCGCUCUCAUAGAGUAGCAAAGAUUACUAGUAAAUGUGAACCCCAUGUUUUAAAAGGCUUGUUUGAUGAUGACGCUUGGUUUUUGUUCAAAAAAGUAGCAUUUGAGCAAAGAUCUGCAGACUCAACAAAUCCAGCCUUUGUGGAAGUAGGAAAGCAGAUUGUGAAAAAGUGUGGUGGAGUUCCCUUGGUCAUUAGGACUAUAGCUAGUACCCUAUCUGUUAAAGAAAGUGAAAAUGAGUGGCGUUCUUUCAAAGAUAAUGUGCUUGCUACUAUAAUAUCCCAAAAAGAUGGUGAAAUUUUACCUGCACUUAAGCUGAGUUACGACCAUCUCCCACACUGUUUGAAGCAUUGUUUUGCUUAUUGCAGACUGUACCCAAAAGAUCAUGAAAUUAAUGUAAAGACACUUGUUCAACUCUGGAUUGCACAAGGUUUUGUAAAGCAAUCAGAGUCGAACCAAUCUCUCGACGAGAUUGGAUUGGAUUAUUUUAAUGGCUUAGCAGAAAGAGGUUUCUUUCAAGAGAUAGAAGAAGAUAAUUAUGGGGGGGGAAUGGCAUGUAAAAUGCAUGAUUUAAUGCAUGAUCUUGCUGAAUUAGUAGCGGGGAGAGGGAGUAGAAUUUUAGAAUCAAAUUCUGGUGCAAGCGAGGUUGAUGAAAUAUGUCGUCGUGUAUCCAUUGAUUUUUCAAUAACUCCUUCGUUCAAGGGAAGAAAGUUACAAACUUUGUUACACUUCCCUGGUCAAGAUGAUCAAAACAUGAGCAAGGCGACUUGGGAUUUAAUAAUUUCAAACUGUAGAUGUUUGCGUGUGUUAGAAUUAGAUGAUUUAAAUCUUGAAAUAGUUCCACGCUCCAUUCAUAAGUUGAAACAUUUGAGGUAUUUUGAUCUCUCUGACAAUAUAAAUCUUAAGAUCCUCCCAAAGUGUAUUUGCAAGUUACAAAAUUUGCAAGUGCUGAGACUUGAUUGGUGCCAGGGGAUUGAAAAAUUGCCAAAAAAGAUUGGAAAAUUGGUGAAUCUCACCCAUCUUUCGUUUGAUGGGUGUUGGAGGUUAACUCAUAUGCCACGUGGAAUAGGGAAGCUGAUUUCGCUUCAGACGAUAUCCAUGUUUGUGGUGGAUAUACGUGGUUCCCAUGGUGGUGCAGAUCUAAGUGAAUUGGAAGUGGAGUUCAGGGCUGCUAAUUUGAAAGAGAAGCAACAUUUGCACUCAUUGACUUUAGAAUGGAGCAGCCUUAUUCCUGAGGCUGAUGAUGAAGAGAAGUCACUUGAAGACCUCCAGCCCCAUCCUAAUCUGAAGGAGCUCCGUGGUCCUAGUAAAUUUAAACAUCUACCUUCCUUUGCUCGAUUGCCUUAUCUUCAAAAGCUCGAGAUUCUUUCUUUAACUGAACUGGAGUACAUGGACAACAGUGGCCCCAGUGCAAGACAAGGAGAAUCAAAAUUAUUCUUCCAAUCGCUUAAAUCUCUCACACUCUUUAAAUGCCCAAAUUUGAAGAGUUGGUGGUGCAAAAGGCCGGUUGAUGAUCAUAAAAAUGAUGACAAAACAAUUAUUGGAACAUCAACCUUGGCAUUUCCUUGUCUUUCUAGUUUAAGUGUCGAAGAUUGCCCUUUGACUUCAAUGCCUCUGUAUCCAUCACUCGAUGAUAAGCUAUAUUCGGCCAAUACAAGUUCAAGUCGUUUGAAGCAGACCAUUCAGAUUAACACCUGUGGUAUAGGACCUUCAACCUCAUCUCUUCCUCUCUCCAAAUUGAAAUCUUUCGAAGUGGAGCAUAUUGAGGAAAUGGACACAAACAUGCUAGAUGAAUGCCUGCAAAACAUGACUUCCCUUGAACAAUGCCGCAUUUUUUAUGGCCAUUUUAUCAAGGUGUCUGCAACAGUUGACCGGUCUCAAAAGAUUAACGGUCUUGUUCAACUGAAAAGUUUACAAAUUGAGAAUUGCAGUGGAUUGAGGACCCUCUUUCCUGUGUUCCCACAUCUCACUUCUCUUGAAACGCUUAAAAUAUCAUACUGCAAGGAGCUGGAUUUAUGUGCAGAUAGCAUCCAAACAUUCCAACAUCAUACAAGCCGCCUACGCUCUCUACAUUUGGAAAGUAUUCCAAAGUGUCGGCAUCUUCCGGAGUGGCUUCAACAUUUAACAAACCUGCAAAACCUUUUUCUCUUUGAUUUGCCCAAUUUAACUAUGCUUCCGGAUGAGAUGCGCCGUCUAACCAAUUUGAAAUCCUUAUCUAUACAACAAAGUCACCAGUUGGAGGAGAGGUGUCGGAAGGGCAUCGGUGCCGAUUGGCAUAAGAUUGCUCACAUCCCAUAUAUUUGGGUGAAUGGGGAUUGUGUGCAAGACCUACUGAAAACUGACAAGCCUUUCUUACAAUGUAACUACAGUGAUGUGGACAUACCUAAGAAGCUUGCGACGCUAAUCUUCUGGAUUGCUUAUUUUCAACAUGAUGGCACCAAUGCAGUUGACAUACACUUGGAAGAUGUGAGUUCGAGUAAUACCCUGUUCAGGCAUGUAAACUAUAAGCAGAUGAUGUUUCCAUUUGCCUCUGCUGGUGUAUUUUUAAGGCUAACCUUCUGUCUAUCAAAUGCCAUAGUGCUGAGGAAGAUCAUUUCUCAACCAUUUAGCAAUUCAUCUGACUCAAGUCGACUUGCAGAGUCUGAUGGACGUUAA
Molecule: messenger RNA, 3585 nt
Organism: Hibiscus syriacus
Lineage: Eukaryota; Viridiplantae; Streptophyta; Magnoliopsida; Malvales; Malvaceae
Product: putative disease resistance protein RGA3
Exons: 8
Coding region: 1-3585 (1194 amino acids)
Biological process (GO): defense response to other organism
Molecular function (GO): ADP binding
Source: RefSeq, a predicted model, not a curated record